GUGGCAGACAUGCUGGAGAGGGGAGUUGCUCUCACUGCAGCGCUCACAUACACUCGCACUUAACACUGCUCUCUCUCUCUCACUCUCUCUCUCUUACGCACUUCACUCCCUUACACUUCAUGCGGAAAACUUAAAGAAAAUGAUUGACAGUGACUGGAAUGUGUACAUUACGUCCUUAAUACGUACGUACAUGUACGUGUGUACUUAGUGGAGUGAGAUAUGACUGACUUUGUAAAUAUAUAUUUAAAGACAUUAAAAGUGGGAUGAAAAUAUUUAUCAUUAACUUUAUUUAUUACUUAAUUUCUGGUGUUCGACCACUCUCCUGAUAAUCUUCUCCAUGACUUUGCACACAAUACAUGUCAGAGACACAGAUGAUUGUGUCGUGACCUGAAGGAUGACUGAAGACACUAUGGGUGUGGGCGCGAGUAAGGCAGCCGGUGAGGAAGGCAGACGCCUACUCAUCCUGGUAUUCAUCCUCCUAUCAACAUUCUGCGAGAUAUCCUCGGCCAACUUCCGGGCCCGUGAGAAACAAAUCAUUGAUGAGAUUAUUGGUCCGGCCAACUAUGACAAGCGCAUCCGGCCAGCCGGAGCUAAUGAUACCGGUCCAGCCAUCGUGCACAUCAACCUCAUGAUCCGAAACGUGCAGACAAUCUCUGACGUCAAAAUGGAGUACAGUAUACAAAUCACUUUUAGAGAGCAGUGGAUAGAUCAACGGCUGACUUUUGACAACAUCGGAGGACGCAUCCAGUACCUGACGCUGACAGAGACGGACAUGGUGUGGAUGCCUGACUUGUUCUUCAGGAACGAGAAGGAAGGACACUUCCACAAGAUCAUUCUACCCAACCUUUACAUCCGUAUCUACCCAGAUGGUGGCGUCCUCUAUAGUAUCAGAAUCUCGCUGACGUUGUCAUGUCCGAUGAAUCUGAAGCUGUUCCCACUAGACCGUCAGCAGUGUCAGCUCCUCAUGGCCUCCUACGGGUGGACCACAGAGGACCUGGUGUUCCUCUGGAAGGACGUUGAUCCCGUGCAGGUGACCAAGAACCUUCACCUGCCUCGCUUCACCUUAGAGAAGUUCAUCACUGACUACUGCAACAGCAAGACCAACACUGGUGAAUACAGUUGCCUUCGCGUAGACUUGGUCUUCAAGAGAGAGUUCUCGUACUACCUCAUCCAGUACUACAUCCCCUGCUGUAUGUUGGUGAUCGUGUCUUGGGUGUCCUUCUGGCUCGACCAGAAUGCCGUCCCGGCCAGGGUAUCCCUGGGGGUAACCACGCUCCUGACUAUGUCCACGCAGACCUCCAGUAUAAACAGUACUCUGCCGCCCGUAUCCUACACCAAGGCCAUUGACGUGUGGACCGGUGUAUGCCUCACCUUCGUCUUCGGGGCGCUGCUGGAGUUCGCGCUCGUCAACUACGCCUCGCGCUCCGAUAAACACCGCGAGAAGAUGAAGGAGAAAUUUGACGAGCAAAAGAAGCAGUGGGAAGCAGAGCACGCAGCAGCUCUGCAGACAGCUAUGCAGGCGCAGACAGAAGAUGGUCACACCUUUGCUAUGCCAGCCUCUCCACCCCGUCCACGACGGCUGAUGGACCUUCUUAUUGCGAAGACGAGGCCGCUGGUGUCUCGAAACGGUGGCAUGGGCAGCGAGAACGUACAUCCCUGUGAGAUCCACCUCCAGCCUUCGAGGAUGAGCCGUUGCAGGACGUGGCUGGCCAAGUUUCCAACCCGCAGCAAGCGUAUAGAUGUCAUUUCGCGCAUCACCUUCCCUCUGGUCUUCGCCUUCUUUAACAUGGCAUACUGGAGCACCUAUCUCUUCACCGAAGAUGAAGAGGGAAACCCCAAGUAAACUAAGAGGUUACAAAUCUCUGAUCGAUAAGUGCGUUUGCUGGAGGUCUGCGUCUGCUCUGGCUUGCUGGAACCCUCAUGUGGUUGGAGCCCACGCUAGAACCCCACGCUGGAACCCUCAACGUCUCGCUGGAAGCCCCUCGUCUUGCUGCAGCAGCCCAUGUUUAGCCAGGAGCCAUGUGAACCCCGCACCUGGCUAUCUGAAACCGUGGGUAACUGAAACCGUGUGUGACCAAAACCGUGAAUGACUGAAACCACGUUUGUAUGCUUGGAACCAACACUUAUAAGUCUGAAAUAACCUUAAUUCGACUACGUUUCGCUCUAAGUUAGCACCAUUUCACUCUAAGCAGGCGACAUUAGGAUCCAAGAGUCUAUCCACUACGUAGUUUUAAUAUCGUGGGGUCGAAACGUGCACCAACGUUUCCCCCACACGUGUGGCAAAAAGGAAAUGCACAGAUAAGCGAAUUUAAAAAUAUGUCUUGGUAGCAGUGUGUGUGUGUGUGUGUGUGUGUGUGUGCGUGUGUGUGUGUAUAAUCAAUAGGUAUCAAAGGCGCUUGUCAAUAGACACUUAGCCUGUUUGGAGAGUACUCACCUAUUUGUGGUUGCGGGGGUCGCGUCACAGCACCUGGCCCAGCUUCUUCGCUGGUCGCUACUAGGUCCACUCUCUGUGUGUGUGUAUGUGUGUGUGUGUGUGUGUGUGUAUGAGAGCGUGUGUGAGUGUGCGUGUGCUCACCCAUAUGUGGUUGCAGGGGUCGAGUCACAGCUCCUGUGUGUGUGUUUGUGACGGGUUUAUUGAUGUGUGUGUAUGUGUGUGUGUGUGUGUGUGUGUGUGUGUGUGUGUACCAAACACCAAACUCGCGUGCAAACCUGGGGAAAAACACCACACAAAAUACUAGCGACUACAUCGUGUGGAUAAAUCAUUGUGGACAAACGUUGUUUACCCGUUCUCCCGUGGGUAGAGUUUGGGUAGAGUGUGGGUAGAGUGUGGGUAGAAACUCUAGCGUCCGGAACUUCCACUCUGGGCUUUACAGAACUGAGUGAAGACUAUUAAAAAAAUAUAGGGUGUUUCAAAAUGAUGGGUCCAAUUUCAAAGCAGUAUAUUUCACGAACAGGUCCAUCGUUUUGAAACACACUAUAUAUUAGCAUGUACAUAAACAUUUAUCAAAUAAACCAAGAGAGAGAGAGUCUGCCUAGCAAUGAAUGUCGUGGGUAAAUAGGUAGGUAAGUAGGUAGGUAAGUAGGUAGGUAGGUAGGUAGGUAGCUCUCCUUCCCUCACGCCUAUGUUAGCUGGUCUAGUCCCACACUAAUAUUAACUAUAGAUUAGAAUCUCCCCCCCCGACACUCCCUCUCCUGUCCCCUCACUCCCAUGUAAACUAGGCUAGCACCAGUCACUCCCACACAUUAACUGGAUUAGUAUCAAUCACUCCCAUGUUGACUGGCUUAGUAGUCUUGUUCAGUGUCUCCCAUGCUACCUACCUCAGGCCAAAGACAAUACUGUUUUAUCCCAGGUACAAAGAGAUCCACUCCCACCUGAACAACACGAAAGGACACUCGUUGCACAGCAACCUUUUACUUGGACAACGUUUCGCCCUAAGGCUUAAACAUGUCAAAAUGAAGCUCUACACAGAGCGAAACGUUGCCCCAAUAAAAGCUCUUUUUUUUGGCUCCCUUACAACGUGUCUCUUUUCGCCCGUUUUCUCGUCACUGCGACGUUUCCAUCCUUUUUUAAAGGUACAAUCAGGGUCAACACUUAGAAAAUCUUCAUUUGAUCCAGUUCAGUGACUGAAUUCUUAUAUUUAAGAUAACAGGUGUUUUUCUAGUUGUGCUCAAACCCAUGGAACUUUGUACCGUACAAUAACAUGGAUGUCUCUGCCGUACGAUAACAUGGGCCUGUGUACCGUACGAUAACAUGUACUGUACAAUAACAUGGAUUUCUGUACCGUAUGAUAACAUGGGCCUGUGUACCGUACUAUAACAAGUACCGUACAAUAACAUGGAUAUCUGUACGGUAUAAUCCCAUGGCAAUCUGUACGGUACAAUCCCAUGGAUAUCUGUACGGUACAAUCUCAUGGAUAUCUGUAUUAUACAAUGGAGAUAUUCCAUACGUCUUGCUCAUUAUCUUUUUAACUCUUUUUCAUUAUAUUUUGAGAUAACUGCCAAAAGAAAGUUAGGAAUUAUGUGAGUUAUAAUAACGGUGAUCGCGGGUUAAUUAAGUCUCUCACGUUAAUUGUCUCUCCCCUGAGUCUCUUUCACUUUCUCUUUCUCUCUCUCUCUAGAUCUCAUACCAGGAACAUUUUGUAAGCACUAAACCUUGCUGUCUCUUUCUGUCUGUCUGUCUGUCUGUCUGUCUGUCUGUCUCUCUCUCUCUCUCUCUCUCUCUCUCUCUCUCUCUCUCUCUCUCUCUCUCUCUCUCUCUCUCUCUCUCUCUCUCUCUCUCUCCCUCCCUCCCCAGGGUUGUAAAAUAAUGUUAAAUAUUAAUGUUUAAUGUAUUCCAAAAAAGUAUAAAUCUUUCAAUAAAUUUUGAAUGCUGU
Cherax quadricarinatus is the source of this 4373-nucleotide messenger RNA. Its product is annotated as glutamate-gated chloride channel. Gene Ontology annotation, biological process: chloride transmembrane transport; signal transduction; chemical synaptic transmission. NCBI's taxonomy places the organism in Eukaryota, Metazoa, Arthropoda, Malacostraca, Decapoda, Parastacidae. Gene Ontology annotation, cellular component: neuron projection; synapse; plasma membrane. The record is from RefSeq and is a predicted model, not a curated record. Gene Ontology annotation, molecular function: excitatory extracellular ligand-gated monoatomic ion channel activity; transmembrane signaling receptor activity; transmitter-gated monoatomic ion channel activity involved in regulation of postsynaptic membrane potential.